AUUGGUUGACAACGUGUCAAUUUUAUUGUACGCGUUGCAAAGGCAAUUUUGCCAACUCGGACUUGCGAGCGAUAAAAAAAAUUAAUUUUUGUAUACAGCAGUCAAUGUAUUGUGAUUCAAUAAAUUAUCUCAAAUUUAAUUAAUUUCUUUUCAAGAAGAUGCCACCCGCACCAAGUUCUACAUCUGUAGGGGCAGGAGGCCGGUCACCUAGCAAGGCUACAUCUGCUCCGCGUUCUUCAAGUGGUGGCACUGUAAGACAACGUAAAACAACGACGACUACUACAGCAGCUAGAAAUCGCAGUACAGGUGCUGGAUCAGGUGGCAUGUGGCGCUUCUACACCGACGAUUCACCUGGUGUAAAAGUAGGCCCAGUUCCAGUAUUAGUGAUGUCUCUCCUUUUUAUUGCCUCAGUGUUUAUGCUGCACAUUUGGGGAAAAUAUACAAGGGCAUAAGGUGGUUUCCAAUUUCCAUGUAGUAUAAAAAUGAAUUUUAUUAUUAUUCUAAUAUAAGAGAGUGAAAGUUUAGAAUGUUAUGUUUAAUAAUUUUAUAUUGUAUGUGCAGGCUAUGUAAAACUAUUAGUUUACUUUGAACACAAGGUAAUCUAUGUCAUUUAGAUGCAGAACACCAAAAACACAAAAUGCCAAUCGAUGUUAAACAGUAAGCAGAAUGCAUAACUUUACUAACUAUAGAAACUUAAUUAAACUAUUAUUAUUAUUUAAAAACUAUAAAAUUGCAUGUUUGAUAUUCUCAAAAUUAUAAUUUUGUGCAUUUUUGGCAUUAUGUAUAUUUUUUUUUGUCUGUGGCGUUUAGCUUAUUUGGUAUUUUGCGUAAGCAAUCUUUCAUUAACGCAGAAAUGGCAGUUUGCGUUUUUGGCCUUGUCUAUGCAUCUAAACGAUUUGUGAAACUGGAAUUAUGUACUGUUUAGUUUUUUGGAAACUGCAAAAAUGUGUACUCAAGUUUGGGAGGGCCUAGUUUAAUACAAAAUUAAGUAAAUAAGUUAUUUUUUUUUUAAUAAAUAUAAGUCAUGCAUUUUA
Messenger RNA from Maniola jurtina (meadow brown), 1034 nucleotides. It is a transcript of the gene Sec61beta, whose product is annotated as protein transport protein Sec61 subunit beta. The transcript has 3 exons. The coding region runs from base 159 to 452 and encodes 97 amino acids. Gene Ontology annotation, cellular component: Sec61 translocon complex. The record is from RefSeq and is a predicted model, not a curated record. Lineage: Eukaryota; Metazoa; Arthropoda; Insecta; Lepidoptera; Nymphalidae. Gene Ontology annotation, biological process: intracellular protein transport.